UAAUCGCAGUGGCAAGGUGUAGCCUACUCAGUGCUGCAGUCAUUUCUGCGUGCUGAAGGAUGUUAAUUUUGCAGUCAUGGCAACACGGCUGCCUUCUCCCAAGUGAUUGAUUGAUCGACCGAGUAACAAAAUGAAAUUGUUUAUUCAACUAAACUUUUUUUUGGCUUGGACUUUUAAAUGUUAUUUGGCAUGGAAGGAAACACCAAGACUUAUCCUGAAACAAGACCAGGAAAACACAAUCCUGCAAUAUCCCAUAUAUCAGAACCACACAGUGUUCUUUCACCCAGGUGAUUCUGAUGAUCUAUACGUUGGAGGAACGGACUUUGUAUUACAGAUUGAUGUUCAGAACUGUCGGAUCAUAGAGGAAUUUACACUAAACACGACAGGUGAACAGACAUGUACAGAGGAACCCUGUCAGAAUGUCAUCACUGUGAUCCAACAUUUUCAAGAUAGUGUGUUUGUAUGUGGGACAAAUGGACACAAGCCACAAUGUUGGAAGCUGUAUUCCCGGAUCGACAAUAAAACACAUGAAAUAGUGGAGAGUUAUGAAGGGAUUGGGAUCUCACCACACGUUUACACACAUAACUCGUUGUCGCUCACAGUAGAGGGGGAUUUAUAUGCUGCUGCUCCCUUGGAUGGUGAUGGAAGUUCACUUCAAUUCAGAAGGAAAGCAGGCAGCAGAACCAAUGUGUGGAUGUACGACACAUGGGUGUCAGAACCCACCUUCAUAUCGGCCAACUGGAUCCAGCGUUCCGAUGAUCCACAUAAUGAAAAGAUCUAUGUCUUUUUCCGAGAGAAGAACUCUGACAAUAGUCCGGAGGCUGAUCCCUGGAUAUCAAGGGUGGCCAGAGUUUGCAAGAUAGAUGAAGGUGGGUCAAAGAGAUUCUUCCAGAAUAUGUGGACAUCUUUCCUGAAAGCUCGUCUUGUGUGUGGAAUUCCAAAAGAGUCUCUCUAUUUCAACCGUCUUCAAGACAUAUUUGUGUUGCAUUCUGAAGACUGGAAGGCUUCAAAAGUUUAUGGCCUUUUCACAAGCAGCUGGAACUCUACUGCUGUAUGCAUAUACUCAAUGGAAGAGAUUGAUAGAAUUUUUGAAAACUCCACCUUCAAAGGCUUUGAUAAAGAAAUUCCUAAUCCCAGACCUGGAAAGUGUGUAUCAAACAGUAAGACCUUGCCAUUGGAUACCAUCAAUGUAGUAAAGGAUCACCCUGAGAUGAGUGACUGGAUCCAUUCCAUACACCCUCGUAUUCCUUUCUACAUAAGCAGCAACAACUAUACCAAGAUAGCUGUGGACCAAGUUCAGGCAGCUGAUGAACACAUGCAUAAUGUGCUGCUUCUAGCCACUGACUCUGGAAAGAUCCACAAAAUUUUAGAAGAUGGCUCAGAACCCUUCAUCAUCUCAGAAAUACAAUCCUCCAACCACUCAGACAUUAUUCGAUCGAUUAAACUGGAGUCUGCAAAGAGAAAGCUGGUCGUGGGCUUCUCUGAGCAGAUCUCUACCCUGGACCUGGAAAGGUGUCAGGACUACAAUGGCUCCUGUGAGGACUGUGUGCUAGCACGGGACCCAUACUGUGCCUGGUCCAAAUCCGGCUGUACCCCAACUGUUCCAGGAAGCAUUCAAAACAUCCUUGAUGGACAGACCAGUGUGUGCCGGAAAACCACAGAAGAGUCAAAGAAACUGAACAGAACCAAACGAGAGACUCAGCCUCCUUCCUCAGCGCCUCUGGUAGCUGUCCACAAAGUCCCGCAGAAUGCCCCUUUCUACCUUUCCUGUCCCAUAGACUCUUACCAUGCUGUCUAUACAUGGGAGCACGGAGGCCACAGUAAACCCUGUCUGCCCAUGCAGGCCAAUUGCCUGCACCUCAUCCCUGCCAUGACCGAAGAAAACUACGGACACUACAUAUGCGUGUCCAAAGAGAGAGACUACAACAAAACAGUGAAAGAGUACCAGCUCAACCAAAACAGAGACUUCAGAAGCUUAUCUGUCCUCAGUGGAAGCACCAGUGCUAACGUAGAGAUGGCCCUGUUAAAUCUUAAAACUGUACUUUCCACCCUUUCCUCCUUUAUCCUUACCAAUAGGCUACGUACCUGCAUGCUGCCUUGGGACAUUUAG
Messenger RNA from Hypomesus transpacificus, 2110 nucleotides. It is a transcript of the gene sema7a, whose product is annotated as semaphorin 7A. The coding region runs from base 131 to 2110 and encodes 659 amino acids. NCBI's taxonomy places the organism in Eukaryota, Metazoa, Chordata, Actinopteri, Osmeriformes, Osmeridae. The record is from RefSeq and is a predicted model, not a curated record. The transcript has 14 exons. Gene Ontology annotation, biological process: negative regulation of axon extension involved in axon guidance; positive regulation of ERK1 and ERK2 cascade; semaphorin-plexin signaling pathway. Gene Ontology annotation, molecular function: semaphorin receptor binding; integrin binding; chemorepellent activity.